AAUCGACAUGAUGACCUGUCAGCGGUGGCCGUGGCCUCGGUGGACCGCCUACUGGACGCCACCGCCAUCUUGGCCGCGCCGUCUGCUGUGCGAAAACCGAUACAUCUGCACUUGCAGCAAAUCUGGAUGGCGGAUUUUUGCUGGCAUUAUGCUGACCUAUUUUCUUGUCAUGGAUGUUUUAUUGUUUACUAGUUUCAAAAGUACCAAUCUUGUGACUGACUCCAAAGGUGGAAAGCUAGAAGAGAUCUACACACCGAUAACGCAUCUGUCCAUCAAAGCACUGCUGAACGACCAUCCAAGCCAGUUCAUAAUUGCCCCAAGUACCGAAUACUUUAACUUCAUCACGAAGUUUAGCUCAGUGUUUAGUUUUAUCACACCAAACAUGAUAUCAGUCGGGCACCUCAUAAUCGGAUUUGUUGCCUGUAAGUUUAUUGCUUCAGAAAACCUCCAGGAUCGAAGGAUUGGGGUCAUACUGUACGAGUAUCGAACCUGGGUUGAUGCCCUCGAUGGCACUGUCCACAGAGCUCAGGACGGGCUGCAUCUUCAGUACCACUCCGACCACUCCACCUUCGGCUACGCCGUCGACUCUCUGUUCGACACGCUUGGCGGAAUAUUCCUCUGUUUUGGUAUUUUCUUCUACCUCUUGAAAACAUCUGGACCAGAAAAGUCUCACCUUCCUCUCAGUGUAUCUGCUCGAGCAGAAGCAGGAAGCGGUGAGGUGGCGAUUGGUCCAACAUCCAACGGCCUUGAAAGAAAUAAAGCGCUCUACAGUUUAAAGGUCAUUGUAUGGAAAUCUUUGACGUUUGGUGUGUGCCUGGCAGUGGCGGGAAAGUGUUGGGACGUCGCCGUGGAGGAGUUUACGCAGGUGUUGCAGGUAGAGAUCAAGAAUGAUGAGUUGGCGAACCUUCAGCGGAAGAUCUGCCACUCAGCCAAAACUGUGGUCAUAUUCUACCUGUGGCGGCUCUUUGGCGGGCAGUCGGUUCUCAACUAUGUCCUGCUGGCCAUCUACAUGGACAAAGUUCUGGAGUUUCUGAGCUACAUCCACUACCUACUGUUGUUGGCUGCCGGGGUUCUGUAUGUUGUCACGGCGGUCUAUCUACAACAUAUACGGGAUGUGCUCCAUCUACCCCACUGA
Messenger RNA from Candidula unifasciata, 1135 nucleotides. The record is from the annotation of a GenBank genome assembly. NCBI's taxonomy places the organism in Eukaryota, Metazoa, Mollusca, Gastropoda, Stylommatophora, Geomitridae.